Molecule: messenger RNA, 3626 nt
Organism: Drosophila nasuta
Lineage: Eukaryota; Metazoa; Arthropoda; Insecta; Diptera; Drosophilidae
Gene: Asph
Product: Aspartyl beta-hydroxylase
Biological process (GO): peptidyl-aspartic acid hydroxylation
Cellular component (GO): endoplasmic reticulum
Molecular function (GO): protein binding; peptidyl-aspartic acid 3-dioxygenase activity
Source: RefSeq, a predicted model, not a curated record
AGUUUUAGUUGCGAACGGUGAUCGCGGUUGAACUGUUCGCGGUCGGUUUCAAGCAUUUCGAAAAGUCGAAACAAAAAAAAUUGGAAAAGAAACAUACAGUGGUUUUUUAAAUUCAUACUUGUACAGCAAAGACAUUGGCAUUAAGAUAAAAGUAGCAUAAUGUCGGGCGAUGUGCAGCCGCGAAAGCGCAAGGAUAAGCGCAAAAAACGUGAUGAUCGCAAAUCCGAGGGGGACAUAAGCGUCUUGCGGCAGUCAAGUUUCCAAGAAGACGACGAUACAGCUUCUCAUGGAGUUCACAUCACAAAGAUGGGAAACGAUGAUGUACACCUGCACGUGCAACAUUCACACGGCACUGGAGGUCAUUGGUGUGCCAAGAUCAUUUUCUUCUCGUUGAUGGCUGUGCUACUGGGACUCGUGGGCUUGAUUAUAUUGGAGAAUCGGGGUUUAGAGGAUGUGGACACGCCGUUGUCGGAAUCUCGCUACUCUAACUACUUCGAUGGCUGGGUGGAGGAGCAUCGUCAGGAUGAACAUGAUGCACAUGGUUCACCUGAAGCGGCCUUAGAUGAUCAUGAUGAUGAACAUGACGAUGAUCAUGACGAUGAACACGACGAGGAAUAUGAAGCGCAUUCUGUUGAAGAGGAGGCUGAAGAAGAACACGAAGCCGAUGAUGAAGAAGAGGAGGAAGAAGAGGAGGAUAACAAUGCUGCUGAAAACGUAACUGCUGAGGAGGAAGAGCAGGAAGAAGAAGAGGAUGAAGAAGAGCCUGAGGAAUCCUUGGAACCAGCGCCAUCUGCAGCCGAUGAUGAGGAGCAGGAUGAAGAUGAGGAUGAAGAUGAAGAUAAUGCCGAUGACGAGAUUGAGGAGUCAAUUGAGCCUCCCCGUUCGCAAUCUAAAGCUCAAAGCGCUUGGGAAACAGCUGAGGAAGAUGAUGAAGUAGAUGGCGAAGACGAAGAGGAUGCCGAUGAAGAGGACGAGGAGGAAGAAGAGCCAGCUAUUUCGCAAUCUCAGCCACAAACCACAGCUGAAGUGGACGAUGAUGAUGACAAUGAUAAUGACGAUGAUGAUUUUGAGGAGGAAGCCGAUGAAGAGGACAACGAGGAGCCGGAAGAAUCUCUUGAACCUGCAGCUCAAAGCGCUGUCGAUGAGGCCGACGAUGAUGAUGACUUUGAGCAGGAUGACAACGAUGAGGAUGAUUUCGAAUCUCUUGAUCAGGAUGUGGAUGACGAGGCUGAGCAACGUCAAACAGCUGUCAAUGCCAAAGCUAAGCAAGACAAUGAGCCAGAGCAAGAACCAGAAGAAGAGGCAGCUACCACAUCAUCUUGGCUGGGUUCCCUUGCCGUUAAAUUUGGCGUUGGCAUUGCACUUGCCCUUGUCUCACGCCUUGUAUUGAUAAGGAAUAAUCCGAAUACAAACGAGGUACAGCCGCCCACACCGGAGGCCAACAUGAGACGACGACUGACCAUAGCGACCGCUGAGGAAAAUAUACCCGAUGAUGUCGAGGAGCUGCCCCCGCUAGAUGACGAGGAAUAUUCCGAGGAGGAGAUAGAAAUCGAGGAGGAAAUCGAGGUGGAGAUCAGCGAUGUGGAUGAGAGCGAUGAUAAUUUGGCAAUCAAUGCAGGCUAUGUGCCAGAGACAUUCGAGCAAUUGAGUGCCAUGUACAGAUCAAAAGCAGAACCAAAGGUUGAAGCCAAAAUUGCUCCCCAACCUGUCACAAGGAUUGCACCUAAACCUGAACCUAAGCCUGAACCUGAGCCGGAACCGGAACCGGAACUAGUACCAGCACACGAAGACGAACCUGAGACGGAUCCUGAUAUACAUGGACCUACGGAUAUUUAUGUGGAGUACGAGGAUGGCGAUAUUGAGGAUUACGAGCACGAUGAUAGCGAUGAGGAGGAAAUCACCGAUGAGGAAGAGGACGAAAUAUCGGAUGUGGAUGAUGCUGAGCUGAUGAGUCGACUGGAGGCGAAAUAUGGCCGUUUACCGGCCAAGGAAUACGAAAGCGAUCCAGACUCGGAUGAUCCGUCCUGGACACAAAUAAAACCCAAGCAACCAAAGGCCGAAGAAAAUGCCGGUGGUGAUGAUCUGUUCGAGCAAGAACUGCGCAAGGCAAAUGCCGAAAUGAUCAAUGAGAAUCCUGCCAAAGUUUUGGGCGCAUUUAAUAAGCUCACACACACAUACGCACACGAGCCGUUGGCUCAUUUGAAUCGGGCGCAGGCGCUGGAGCAGCUGGCAGAGAAGCAGCAUAGCAAUCUAUUGCUUCACGAGGCCAUCGAAUCCUACAAACGCUAUCUGGCCUUCGACGGUCUGAUUGCCAAUGAGCGAGAGUUUCGAUCAGCCGGUGAACGUUGCAUAGAGCACUUGAGAUUUCUGGGUUAUCUGCAGCAGACGGUGGCCAUCCAUGAACUGCUCAUCGAGCGCUAUCCGGCGGAAUCUGUGCUGCGAAAUGAGCUCUCGCUCAGUUAUUUGAUGGCCAAUAAUUACGUUAAACUGCAGCAGGUGGCAGCUGAAACUUUGCAACGUUGGCCUAAAGAUGCAGUUGCUCAGCUGCACUUUGGCUUAGCCAUCAAGCAGCUCAGUGGCGACUAUGCGCGAGCUUUGCCUUAUUUGCAGUAUGCCAUCGAUUCACAGGAAGCUGGCACACAGGAGCCUUACUUCUAUGUGGUCCUGGGCGAGACACUGCAGCGUCUGGGACGAAAUAAGGAAGCUUUGAAGCUGCAUCAACGUGGUGCGGACAAACAAUUCUUUGCCAGCGUCUAUCAGCGUUCGCUGUACAACGAGCCAGGUCUGAGAGCUCAACCCUUUUGGCAGCCCGCUGAGACGGGUUAUGCCUCGCAAUUGGAGCAACUGCAGCAGAGCUGGCGUGUCAUCCGGAAGGAGGCAUUAUCCUUGCUUAAUGCACGCAGAAACUUUCAACCAGAGGCGGAACAAUUGCGUCACACAGGCAACUGGCAGCAGUUUGAAUUGUUUGCCCAGGGCAAGAGACAACACAGCAACUGUCAGCGCGCUCCUUUGACCUGUGCGCUGCUCGACAAGCUGCCUGCAUCCAGUGGCUGUCUGCGUGGCCAGGUCAAGUUCAGCGCCAUGCAGGCUCAGACUCACGUCUGGCCACAUUGCGGACCCACCAACUGCAGACUGCGCGCCCAUCUCACGCUCGUGGCGCCGGAGCCACAGCUGACCAGCUUGCGCGUGGCCGAACAGCAGCGCACUUGGCGUGAGGGCGAACUCUUCAUAUUCGACGACAGCUUCGAGCACGAGGUCUGGCACAAUGGAACACAGCUGCGUCUGGUGCUCAUCCUGGACCUUUGGCAUCCCGAUCUGAGUGAAGUGCAACGUCGCAGCCUGUCCCCAAUUUAAAUCUAGAUUUCAUAGUUUCCAGUCCAGCCAAUUCAUAAUGUUCUUUUUUGUCAUUUUGUUAAUUGAUUCACAUAGAAACAAAGUCACAAUAAUUUAUUUGUAACUCUCUUAACAGUUAAGUUGCGAUAUGAAUGCGUGUUUAGUUUGUAAUGGAAAUGUUAAUCUUAAGUCUAUGAUUAUGAAUAAUGACUAUUGUUGCUGGGUUGGCAGCCCCCUCUUGCUGCUGUAUUCAAACUAUUUUGUAAAUACAGUCAUUUUUUCAAUUUGGAGAA